This is a messenger RNA of Ostrinia nubilalis (European corn borer), 1236 nucleotides long. Its product is annotated as zinc-type alcohol dehydrogenase-like protein SERP1785. The coding region runs from base 89 to 1126 and encodes 345 amino acids. Gene Ontology annotation, molecular function: oxidoreductase activity; zinc ion binding. NCBI's taxonomy places the organism in Eukaryota, Metazoa, Arthropoda, Insecta, Lepidoptera, Crambidae. The record is from RefSeq and is a predicted model, not a curated record. The transcript has a single exon.
GUCUUUGUCGUCUUUGAUCAUCUUUGAUUAGAACGUAACGUCGCAUAAAAACACAUUGGUGUAGAUCAGUGGGCGCUUCACUAAAAUAAUGGCCAAGAAAUUACCAAGUGUCAUGAAGGCGGUAGGCCUUUAUAAAUAUUUACCAAUCUCCGAUGUGAAUAGUCUCGUCGAUUUACAAGUGAGUGUGCCGAGUGUAAAAAGAAACCAAGUGUUGGUUGAGGUUAAGGCCACAGCUGUGAACCCUAUCGACACAAAGUUACGAGCUCCCAAGCCAGAUGUUGAAGCAACACCACGAAUAUUAGGAUUGGAUGGAGCAGGUAUUGUGGUGGCAAAGGGAGAGGACGCUACUACUUACAAUAUAGGAGACGAGGUCUUCUUUGUAGGAGACGUGAGAAGCAAGAGUGGCACGAACGCUCAAUAUGUGGCUUUGGACGAAGUUCUUUUGGGACCGAAACCGAAAAAACUGACGUUUGAGCAGGCAGCUGCCAUGCCUCUCACUUCACAUACCGCAUUUGUUUGCAUCUACGAUUUUUUGCAAAUAACACAACAAGAUAAAGGUAAAGCUAUCCUGAUCAUCAAUAGCGCUGGAGGCGUUGGAUCUGUAGCCACUCAAGCAGCUAAGAUUUUGGGUCUUAAUGUUAUUGGAACAGCAUCGCGCGCUGAGAGUAAAGAGUUUACGCGAAAGUACGGUACCGAUAUUGUUUUGGAUCACACCAAGGAUCUGGAAACGCAAUUGGAGUCUGCAGGGUAUGGGACUGGAGUUGAUUAUAUUUUGGUAAAUUAUGAUCCUGUUCCUUACUGGGAUACUCUACCCAAACUUAUUAAGCCCGAAGGUCGAAUUUGCCUUAUCACAGAAGCCAGUGCUCCAGUUGACAUUAAAAUCUUGAAGGAUAAAAGCCUGACAUUGGUCCAUGAAACGAUGUUUACAAGAAUGAAGUACAAUACUGACAAGAUGUACAGAUAUUCUGAAAUACUGAAAACAGUAUCAACAUUGAUUGAUGAAGGCAAGUUACACUGUACACUUACUAAGACGAUGUCGCCGAUAAAUGCUGCAAACUUAAGAGAAGCACAUAGGAUCAUUGAAGAAAAGAAAAUGGUGGGAAAACUAGUCUUAUCUGGAUUUUAAAUACCAAUUUAUAUAAACAUCAGUUGUUGCAGCCUAAUUUUUAGGACAUGGUUUUUUAAUCUUGUUGAGAUUAAGUAAUUUUAAAUAAAGAAUGCAUUUCCAGUAUCAAA